This is a messenger RNA of Brachypodium distachyon (stiff brome), 3768 nucleotides long. RefSeq names its product UDP-glucosyltransferase UGT13248. The record is from RefSeq and is a predicted model, not a curated record. Gene Ontology annotation, molecular function: UDP-glycosyltransferase activity. NCBI's taxonomy places the organism in Eukaryota, Viridiplantae, Streptophyta, Magnoliopsida, Poales, Poaceae. The transcript has 3 exons. Bases 2179 to 3588 code for a protein of 469 amino acids.
CGUAAUUGUUCCUGUGGUCAGGCACCCCUCAUUUUGCGCUUGCCACUCACUAGAUCAAUCGGUAUCAAAACAUUAAACAAUCGGCUGAAAAUUUCGUAAGUCACUGUCAAUUUUUCGAAAAUGCAAUCAUUACAGAAACUAAAACUGCAAAUAUUAGAUCGAUGGAAUUACACAACGUCCAAAUGGAUAUAGCAGUGGUGAAUUAAAUCACAGAGCGACGGGUCAUGGGUCUGCAGGAAUCCUUGUGCAGAUCCGGCGGCUGACAAAUUGACUGCGCUGUGGGAAAAUAUCAGUUCAGUCGACCACGAAAUAGCACAUGCUCUUAUCUUACACAUUUUGGAACUAACAGAAUUAAAAUUUUGGAAUUUUAGCUGCAUUAGUCUUCUAAGUGUCGCUGCCACCGGAUUUUUGUGUCACUGCUCGUUAAACCGAACUCACAUGACUAGAAAUGAACAAAUUUGCUCCCUCAUUUUCUUAAAAGGAAUUUGGCAGUGGAUAUAUAGGCUUUUCCAGUCGAGCAGGAGGUACUCCCUCCGUUCCAUAAUAUAAGGCACACACACAUUUUAAGAUUGUACUUUGAUCACCAAUUAGACCAAUAAAAUGUGAAUUACGUGUUAUAAAAAUUAUACCACUUGAUUCAUAUCCGAAAGAAGUUUUAAGUUUUCGACGGUAUAAUUUUUACAAUACAUAAUUCAUAUUUUAAUAGUCUAAUUGAUGGUCAAAGUUGAACCUUGAAAUACGUGAGCUUCUUAUAUUAUGAAACGGAGGGAGUAGAAUACAUGGGACUCAACGUGCCGAGCGAAGACGAUAUGCCCAUCCAUACCAUCUUCUUACCUCUGGCCAUCCGGAAGAUUCUAGACGUUUGAAAACUUCCAAGCUAAUUAUAGACCAAAUCCUGAAAGUUCCGGUAGCUUUCUAGGCUCAGCCGGGAAGCCAUUUGGAAGAUUCCAGACAUCUGGAAAAUCUUCCGGAAUUCUGGAAGAGAAUCCAGAAAACCUGAUAGUCUUAACGUGCAGGUUUUUAAGGACCCCUGUAAGUACACCUUCUUUUUCCUUAAAGGGGACCUAGAUCUACCAUUUUAGCUCAAAAAAGCCUUUAAGAUCUAUCCACUCGUCCAACCAAAAUCAAAUCCUUUGUAGAAAAGAUAGAGAAGACCUAGAUCUACAAGCUCAUCCAAACCAAAUUGAUUUUCCUCUUUGCGUAGCUUUGGUUGUUUGUUACUCUCUCAUGUUCAUGGGAACCAUAGGCGAGCUAGGUGUCUUCCGGGGGCAUGCAAGUUGUGGAUUUGAAACCUAGACAAGUGUGUGAAGGUUGGAGGCCAUUUCAAGGUCUACCACUAGUGGAAGGAGUUUUACUUUGUGUGGAGCUCUAGGAGAUAUAAGGUGAGCCAUCGUUGCGUUGGGGGCUCUUUCGUGGUAUCCCACACGUCUCCAAACGGUGCCUAACUCUUCCGAAGAAGGUGAAUAACAGGAUACAUUAUCGUCUCCGGGUGCUUCGGUUAUCUCUAACCUUACUACAUUCAUUUAUGUUUAUAUUUGUGAUAACCUUGGUGCUUGAAGUUUGUUUCUCAUUAUAUCGUAUUGCUCACAUAGUUGCAUUAGGCUAACUUUUUAUCCGCAAAGACUGCAAAAGAAAUAAAGAAUUUAUAGAACCUAUUCAGCCCCUCUCUGGGGAUUUAUCUAUCUCGGUCAUUCACUCCCCAAUGCUUCGUCUUAAGUGCCAUUUGUUAACUCUCCGUUCCGGCAAAAAUUCAACAUGCCAUCGUAGUCAAAGAAUAGAGCGAUUGAUGUUGUGUCAUGACCUACAACUCUUGCCACAAGAUAUCAUAUAAAAUAUAAGAUACACUAACAAAAUGGUAAACAAUCUUCAACUUAUUGAACGAGGGAGACUAAGUAAUCCAUGACUAAGAAAUCUUGUGUAAAUCUAUUUUACUGCUGGACAGUAGCAGCCUCGUUUGACCAGCUUGAAGAGAAGGGAAUCUUCAUCUUGCGAGGCACUCUGCUACGACGCCUAUUAUAUAAACAUCGUUGGAGUAGCAAAUUUGUAGCAAAAUCCAGUUGCGCCACCACAAAUUAUGACUUUCUAGACUCCAGAACCUUGCUCGCCACUCCACUUAUUUAUCCAUCGUCGAGCAACCGUUCGAACACCUGAGAAAAGAAGCCCCGACAAAACUGAAUCAUGGACAGCACUGGCAAAUCGGCCAUGGCGACCAGCGAGGGGCCGAGCAUCCUCUUCCUCCCGUUCCCGGGGGCGCAGGGCCACACGAACCCGAUGCUCCAGUUCGGCCGCCGCCUCGCUUACCAGUACGGCUUCCGCCCCACGCUCGUCGUCACCCGCCACGUGCUCUCCAGGGCCCCGCCCCCCGACGCGCCCUUCCAUGUGGCCGCCAUCUCCGACGGCUUCGACGCCAGCGGCAUGCCGUCCUGCUUCGACAUGGCAGAGUACUUGCGCCGGCUGGAGGCAGCCGGGUCGGACGCGCUGGCGCGGCUCAUCUCCGACGAGGCGCGCGCGGGGCGGCCCGUGAGGGUUCUCGUGUACGACCCGCACGUGGCGUGGGCACGGCGGGUGGCGGGGGACGCCGGCGUGCCCGCGGCCGCGUUCUUCUCGCAGCCGUGCUCGGUGAACAUCUUCUACGGGGAGCUUCACGCGGGGCGGAUGGCGAUGCCGGUCACGGAGGCGGACGCGCGCGCGCUGCUCGCGCGUGGAGCGCUGGGGGUGGAGCUUGGGAUGGAGGAUUUGCCGCCGUUCGUGGCAGUGCCUGAGUUGCAGCCCGUGUUGACCAAGGCGUCGAUUGGGAAGUUUGAGGGGCUGGAGGACGCCGACGACGUGCUCGUCAAUUCGUUCCGCGACAUCGAGCCAACGGAGGUAGAAUACAUGGAGUCGACGUGGCGAGCGAAGACGAUAGGCCCAUCCUUGCCAUCCUUUUACCUCGACGAUGAUCGUCUGCCAUCCAGCAAGUCUUAUGGUUUCAACCUCUUCAACGGCGAUGAUGUGGUUUGCAUGGAAUGGUUGGAGAAGCAGACCAUUUCAUCUAUUGUGCUUGCGUCCUAUGGGACAUUCUCCGAAUACGACGAAUCCCAGCUAGAGGAGCUUGGGAAUGGAUUAUGCAGUUCUGGUAAGCCUUUCCUUUGGGUUGUGAGGUCCAAUGAGGCACAUAAAUUAUCAGAAGAACUCAAAACGAAAUGCAAGAAGAAUGGACUAAUAGUUUCUUGGUGCCCCCAACUUGAGGUUCUGUCACACAAGGCCAUAGGUUGUUUCUUAACGCAUUGUGGAUGGAACUCAACAUUGGAGGCAAUGGUUAACGGUGUACCUCUUGUGGGAAUUCCACAUUGGGCAGACCAGCUCACCAUCGUGAAGUAUGUGGAAAGCGCAUGGGACAUGGGCGUGCGAGUGCAGAAGGGCUUAAAUGGACAAGUGAGGAGGGAGGAGGUUGAGAGAUGCAUCAAGGAAGUGAUGGAUGGAGAGAGGAAGGAUGAGUACAAAAGGAAUGUUGCGAAGUGGAUGCAAAAGGCCAAGGAGGCAAUGCGCCCUGGAGGAAGCUCAGACAAUCAUAUUGCUGAAUUUGCUGCUAAGUAUUCAUCAAGUUAAAAGUAUAGUUAUGCAAUGCUUAUUUCAUGACAAGUAACUAGGCACUGGUUUGAGCCCUACAAAAUGUUUAGGGAGAGAAGUACAUGUUUGCUUUGUUCUGUAAUUGUUCAUGUUAAUCACAUCUUUUGUGCCAUACCAAUUGUUUCUCAUAAAAUCUUAUGGUACUUAAAAUUACUAUUA